Rhizophagus irregularis DAOM 181602=DAOM 197198 is the source of this 303-nucleotide messenger RNA. The record is from RefSeq and is a predicted model, not a curated record. NCBI's taxonomy places the organism in Eukaryota, Fungi, Glomeromycota, Glomeromycetes, Glomerales, Glomeraceae.
AUCCAUGAUAUGAGACUAAUUCAUAAAGAUCUUCAUUCAGGCAAUAUUUUAAUUGAUGGGGUUACACUUAUAAGUGAUUUUGGUUUUUGCAUCCCAACAAAUAAAACUUCAUCAGAUUCAAAUGUCUAUGGAGUAAUGCCAUAUAUGGCACCUGAAAUAUUACGUGGAGAACAACAUACGUUAGCGUCUGAUGUAUACUCUUUAGGUAUCAUCAUGAAUGAAAUAGUUACUGUAACCACACCAUUUAAUAAUCAACCACAUGAUCGUUUUCUUGUACUGGAUAUUUGUCGGGGUUUACGUCCA